ACCUACCACCAGAGGGACUUCAACUAUCACAGGAAUACCAAAUAGCACAGACUGCCCACUAUCACAAUCCAGCUGCACAAAUGGAGGCAUUUUUGAUGAGGAGUAUUGUGAGUGUGUUUGCCCGCUGGGUCAAUCAGGAAUGUAUUGUCAAGAUGAGAAUGUGUGUUUGAAUGGGGACCAGUGCUUAGAUGACUCGACAGGACGUUACUGUGUACCAGCUAACAGCAAUUUCUCAUGCCAGUGUCGUGUACAUGAUGGCUUUUUCAUGAAUUCAACUACUUGUGAAGACCAACGUGAAAAUUCGCUAGUAAUAGAAAUUACAGUAUUGGAUGAGACGUACAGGUUGGUGUAUACAAAUCCAUGGGCUUCUGCAUUCAGAGCAAAAAUGACCACCUUUGAACGGCUGGUCUUGAUGCGACUGAGGGAAGACCCAUCCACUAGUGAUGUGCUAUCUGUAAAUGGCUUCCGCAUUCAAAAUGGCAGUCUAGUUGUUUCUAUGGUGUUGCUAUACCCAGAUUCUCCUCCACAAAGUGACGUGAGGAGAGUUUUAACUACUGACCAACUAACUGAUGGAACUGUGACAGUUCGCCUCAGUCCUUCAGCAAUAGAAGUCUCUAGCAUAAGUACAACUCAAAAUUGUCCACCAGACUAUUGCGGGAUUGGUGCAACAUCAUGCAUUAGGUCUGGAUACUACCCGGGUAUGUUCAACUAUACCUGCAGCUGUGGGACAUCCUUCACGGGUGAACGUUGUGACCAAGUAAUUUCACUACCCACUGAUGUUCCAUCAGAGACAACAGAAACAGCAACAAAACCACCAGCAACUGAUAAUCUGUCGACCUUAGAAAUCAUUCUCAUCAUUGUAGCCUGUAUUUUCUUACUGCUUGCAGUAGGAGGCCUGCUUCUGUGUUUCUGUUUGGUAACACGACAUCGUUAUGAAGCAGGUCGUCACUACUCCACACAAAGCUGGAGAAAGUCUGGCAUUCCAAGAAUCAAUUAUGGCUUGUCUGAAUACAAUGAUGAUAUUUACUAUCACGAUGGUGGGUACGAGAUGUCUAACUUCGGGGAUGAAGAGAUCAGAAUGAAGCGUCUAAAGAACGUCAUGAGUCACUCACCUUACUUACAGCAGGGUUUGCAGGGCCGACACGAUUUCGUUAGACCUUUUGUAGUCACUGGAGACGAGGAUUAUUACUAUGAUAACCAAAGGGAUGAAGAAAGUAUGGUGGGACAUAUCGUUUACAAUCCAAUCGUCCAUCGGUAAACUUUAUUACUGACAACUUUAGCAUCCGAUGAUGGAUUAAAUAUGGGUUCACUCAAGGUUUAGAUACAGACAACCCAUGCA
Molecule: messenger RNA, 1339 nt
Organism: Acanthaster planci (crown-of-thorns starfish)
Lineage: Eukaryota; Metazoa; Echinodermata; Asteroidea; Valvatida; Acanthasteridae
Source: RefSeq, a predicted model, not a curated record